AUGGCGCGAUCUAAGGAAGAAGAGGCCAAAGGAGAGGCCCUACCAGCUUACUCCGAAUUCCCAGAUCCCUCCUCUCUCCCAACCCAACCAGAAACCUCCGCCUCCGCCUCUACCUCCGCACCCACACCGGCAUCCGCACCAACCAACGCCCCAACCCUCGCCUCCCCCUUCAACUUCCCCUCGGACUCCGACCUCCCGACCUACACCGCAACCGCCGAAACCAUCCUCCACAAGCCCCUCGCAAUCCCACAAACAACACCGGACCCCAAAUCGCCCUUCUUAAACACCUACUCCCCCCUCCUCCUCCGCCACGGCGUAACGCCCGAAACCUGGUCCAGCUUCCUUCUCACCCUCUCCGGCUUCCUCGCCGCCACCGUGUCCGACAAAGCCGUAAGCCACGCAGCACAGAUGGCGCGGCACGUCGGACAGGUACCCAAACGGUUCGGCAAGGAAACGCUUGCGCACGCGAAAAGCACGGGGCGCGCGAUCGCGGAUAGUGCGCGGAAGGGCAAUUACAUCGGCGCGGCGACACACACGAUCAUCGGGGGCGGGGUAUGGCUGCCCGUGGCAACGGCCGUGCGCGCCGUCGGCGCGGCAGUGUCCCUGCCGUUCGCGGUGCUAGGCGCUACGGUCGAGGACCCGAAGACGCCGCGGGAGCGCGCGGAGGCGUAUGCGUGUGCUGCGAACGCGAAGUGGCUGCAUCGGCGGGGGUUGGAGGCGCAUUUACUCGAGACGACGGAGCUGGCGCCUGUGUUGGGGUUGGGGGUUGAGGAGAUGUUGGGGCUGGCGAGAGGGGCGAAGGAUAGGGGUGCGAAGGCGCAACUGGCGGCGCUGGGGGCGUAUGUUGCUGAUGUGGAGGUUAAGGGGGAGGUGGGCUUGGAGUUGGGGGCGAUUACGUUUUGGUUGGUUGUUACGCAGAAGCCGGAGGAUGAGGAGGGGGAGAGGGGGAAGGGGAAGGGGAAGGGGAAGAAGAGUUCGCGGUGAGGGGGUGGUGAGGCGUAAGGGAGUUUCUGGGUGGAUAUUGUAUGUUGAUGGUUCUACAUGUGGCAUAUUUUUGAGGUUGACUGGACUGAUAUUUCGGUUGAGAUGACGCUUUAGGACAGGCGAGUACUACCUAUUUGGACAGUUGACCCCUUAUCUUGCUCUUGAUAAUAACCUGAUGGCACUCAUGAAAUCUCAAUUGUCACUUGUUCAGGGGAUUUUCUGGUUAGGUGAGCAGUGUUCUACUUCCUGAACCGUGUCUGACGAUUGCUGUUAAUUAAAGGGACCUAACAAUGCAUCCUGAAUGAUUGUUAAAAGGAGCUAUGUUCAAGCAUGAUUUACUUCAUGCUGAUUUUAAUCUUAGAAACGAUAUAUAUAAUAUAA
Annulohypoxylon maeteangense is the source of this 1365-nucleotide messenger RNA. RefSeq lists its product as uncharacterized. Lineage: Eukaryota; Fungi; Ascomycota; Sordariomycetes; Xylariales; Hypoxylaceae. The record is from RefSeq and is a predicted model, not a curated record. Bases 1 to 984 code for a protein of 327 amino acids. The transcript has a single exon.